Marmota monax (woodchuck) is the source of this 3006-nucleotide messenger RNA. RefSeq names its product CDK5 regulatory subunit associated protein 1 (gene Cdk5rap1). The coding region runs from base 134 to 1765 and encodes 543 amino acids. The transcript is spliced from 13 exons. Lineage: Eukaryota; Metazoa; Chordata; Mammalia; Rodentia; Sciuridae. Gene Ontology annotation, biological process: negative regulation of cyclin-dependent protein serine/threonine kinase activity; tRNA modification. The record is from RefSeq and is a predicted model, not a curated record. Gene Ontology annotation, molecular function: 4 iron, 4 sulfur cluster binding; tRNA-2-methylthio-N(6)-dimethylallyladenosine(37) synthase activity. Gene Ontology annotation, cellular component: mitochondrion; cytosol.
ACACGCGCAGCGGCGGACAGCUGAGUGGAGGACCGCACCGCCUAGCGGAGCUUCCGCUGAAGGACACUAGAUCCGGCGGCUAGUAGAGGUGAGCGGCGGUCGGCGAGGGCUCGACUUUGGGCUGUUCAGUGCCAUGCAUCCUUUACAAUGCAUUCUUCGAGUACAGAGGUCUCUAAGGUGGGAACCGUUGACCUCUGUGUCCUGGCUCUUGUUCAAGACCUGUAAGGCACACAGCACUCUCCCCAGCACUGCAUGCCCCAGUCCAGGCCAACAGGAGGAUGGAGUUCGCAAGGAUUUCAGCUCCAGGUUGGCCACUGGACCGACUUUUCAGCAUUUUUUAAGAGCUUCAGCUCCUCAAGAGAAACCAUCCUCUCCAGAAGCAGAGGACCCACCCCACUAUCUCACAGUGGAUGAACUUCUAGGAAGGCAGAGAAAAGUCUAUCUUGAGACCUACGGCUGCCAGAUGAACGUGAAUGAUACAGAGAUAGCCUGGUCCAUCUUACAGAAGAGUGGCUACCUGCGGACCAGUAACCUCCAAGAGGCUGAUGUGAUUCUUCUUGUCACUUGUUCUAUCAGGGAGAAGGCUGAACAGACCAUCUGGAACCGUUUACAUCAGCUUAAAGCUUUGAAGAUGAAACGAUCCCGCUCCCGGGUGCCUCUGAGGAUUGGGAUUCUAGGCUGCAUGGCUGAGAGACUAAAGGAGGAGAUCCUCAACAGGGAGAAAAUGGUGGAUCUCUUGGCUGGUCCGGAUGCCUAUCGAGACCUUCCCCGACUGCUGGCUGUCGCGGAGUCAGGGCAACAAGCUGCCAAUGUGCUGCUGUCUUUGGAGGAGACCUAUGCUGAUGUCAUGCCAGUCCAGACAAGCCCCAGUGCCACCUCUGCCUUCGUGUCAAUAAUGCGGGGCUGUGACAACAUGUGCAGCUAUUGCAUUGUUCCGUUCACACGUGGUAGGGAAAGGAGUCGGCCUGUGGCCUCCAUUCUGGAGGAGGUGAGGAAGCUUUCUGAGCAGGGGCUAAAAGAAGUGACCCUUCUUGGUCAGAAUGUUAAUAGUUUUCGGGACAAUUCCGAGAUUCAGUUCAACAGUGCAGUGUCUACCAACCUCAGCCGAGGCUUCACCACCAACUAUAAAACCAAACAAGGGGGCCUUCGUUUUUCUCACCUUCUGGAUCAGGUUUCCAGAGUAGAUCCUGAAAUGAGGAUCCGUUUCACUUCUCCCCACCCCAAGGAUUUUCCUGAUGAGGUUCUACAGCUGAUUCACGAAAGAGGCAACAUCUGUAAGCAGAUCCACCUGCCUGCCCAGAGUGGAAGCAGUCGUGUGCUGGAUGCCAUGCGGAGGGGAUAUUCAAGAGAAGCUUAUGUGGAGUUAGUUCACCAUAUCAGAGAGUCUAUCCCAGGUGUGAGCCUCAGCAGCGAUUUCAUUGCUGGCUUUUGCGGGGAGACAGAGGAAGACCAUCUGCAGACAGUGUCUUUGCUUCGGGAAGUUCAGUACAACAUGGGUUUCCUCUUUGCCUACAGCAUGAGACAGAAGACACGGGCUUAUCAUAGGCUGAAGGAUGACGUCCCAGAAGAAGUAAAAUUAAGGCGUUUGGAGGAACUUAUCACUGUUUUCCGAGAAGAAGCUUCAAAAGCCAAUGGGACCUGUGUAGGCGGUACCCAGCUGGUACUGGUAGAAGGGUUUUCGGCGGACACAACAUCUUUGUUUGUAUGUGGUGCUGAGGAUCGAACCUGGGCCGCACGCUUGCCAGGCGAGUGCGCUACUGCUUGAACCACAUCCCCAGCCCUCUUUAUCUUCAUUUAUUUAUUUUUAUGUGGUGCUGAGGAUCGAACCCAGAGGGCCUCAUGCAUGCAAGGCAGACGCUCUACCAUUGAACUACAACCCCAGCCCCAUCCCAGGCCUUUUUAAUAUUUUAUUUAGAGGCAGGGUCUCGUUCAGUUACUUAGGGCCUCGCUAAGUGGCUAAGGCUGGCUUGGAACUAGCAAUCCUCCUGCCUCAGCCUCCUGAGCUGCUGGGAUUACAGGUAUGUACCACUGUGCCUGGCAAUUUCUGUCACUUAAAAUGGGUGGAAGAGAAAGACUUCGGCAUUUUUAAGAAAUUAAUCCCAUCAUAGUGGUUCACUUUUCCUUUAGCCUCAUGUUGUGUUGGAGACUGUCAUUUUGAAUCUGCCUGUUCAAUAGGGGCAGGUAAUCCAGGCCAAACAAUCCCAGAACACUCUGAUUACUAUGAGACUGUGUAACAUGAAUGUUGAUUUGCCAAGUGCAUCACCAUAAAUACCUGGGCUUUAGGCUUGUUAGAAGUUCAUUUCUUCAGAAAACAAUUCUGCCUAGACUCAUUGAUUGAAAGAUUCAUUAAAAUGCAGUUAUCAAUGGAGUGUGGUGGCAGGCCCAUCCCAGCUACUUCAGAAACUGAGGCAGAAGGAUCACAGUUUUUUUUUUUCUUAAAAUAUUUAUUUGGGGGCUGGGGUUGUGGCUCAGUGGCAGAGUGCUUGCCUAGCAUGUGUGAGGCACUGGGUUCUGUUCUCAGCACCACAUACAAAUAAAUGAACAAAAUAAAGGUCCAUCAACAUCUAAAAAAUUAAAAAAAUAUAUAUUUUUUUGAUUGUAGAUGAAACAAUAUUUUUAUUUUAUUUUUUAAUUUUUUUAUGUGGUGCUAAGCAUUGAACCCAGUGCCUUACACAUGUGAGGCAAGUGCUCAACCACUGAGCUCCAACCCCUGCCCUGAGGAUCACAAGUUUGAGGCCAGCCUGAGUAACUUAGUGAGACUCUGUCUCAAAAUAAAAAUGAAAAGGUCUGAGGAUGUAGCUCAGUGUAGAGUGCCCCUGGAUUCAAUCCCAGUAUUGCUAAAACAAACAAACAAACAAAACAUUAUAGUUUCUUCUUUGUGCUGUGUACCAUCCUGGGUUAGUACCGUGAAUACUGAGCUUUCUGUGGUCUUGAAGGCUUGAGACAGAGAAGGCACAGUUUCUGCCCUCCUAGAAUUGAGAAUUGUCACAGAUUCAUAACCUUUUC